CAACGAUUCCCAUUUAAAAACCCUUCUUCAGAGCUGACGCUAGAUUUCCUAUUUCAUCUCUUUGUUCUUUUCUUCCCAGCUCUUCUCGAUCUCGUCUCAGGAUUCUAUUUGUUUAUCUAUUGCGUCCGAGAGAAGGAAAUCGGAGUUUUGGAGAUAUGGCUGGGAAAGGAGGGAAAGGUCUUGUAGCUGCUAAGACGACGGCGGCUAACAAGGACAAAGACAAGGACAAGAAGAGACCCAUCUCUCGGUCUGCUCGUGCCGGUAUUCAGUUUCCAGUUGGUCGUCUCCACCGGCAACUCAAGACCAGAGUCUCUGCUCAUGGAAGAGUCGGUGCCACAGCAGCAGUGUACAUGGCCUCGAUUCUGGAGUACCUAACUGCAGAAGUUCUGGAGUUGGCUGGGAAUGCAAGCAAGGAUCUGAAAGUGAAGAGAAUCACUCCAAGGCAUUUGCAGCUCGCCAUCAGAGGAGAUGAAGAGCUCGACACUCUCAUCAAGGGUACCAUUGCUGGAGGAGGUGUCAUCCCUCACAUCCACAAAUCCCUCAUCAACAAAACUACCAAGGACUGAGAUAUGGUUUCGAGUUUUUUUGCUAAUUAGUUAGUUGUGUCUUGUUCUUAGUGUUUGACUGGUUUUUCGGUUAUUAGUUUUUUUCAUUGGACAUCCUCUCCUUUAGGUGUGUACAUGAGCUUAAUGUUAUAACUUCUAGGCCUUUAUUUUGAGCUGUGUUUGUCUUUGUUAAAGACAUAGUUUGUUAAUUUGGAUUUCGACU
Molecule: messenger RNA, 768 nt
Organism: Tarenaya hassleriana
Lineage: Eukaryota; Viridiplantae; Streptophyta; Magnoliopsida; Brassicales; Cleomaceae
Product: histone H2A variant 1-like
Exons: 3
Coding region: 156-566 (136 amino acids)
Cellular component (GO): nucleosome
Molecular function (GO): protein heterodimerization activity; DNA binding; structural constituent of chromatin
Source: RefSeq, a predicted model, not a curated record